This is a messenger RNA of Siniperca chuatsi (mandarin fish), 1956 nucleotides long. Its product is annotated as cytochrome P450 2J2-like. NCBI's taxonomy places the organism in Eukaryota, Metazoa, Chordata, Actinopteri, Centrarchiformes, Sinipercidae. The transcript has 9 exons. The record is from RefSeq and is a predicted model, not a curated record. Bases 124 to 1620 code for a protein of 498 amino acids. Gene Ontology annotation, molecular function: iron ion binding; heme binding; oxidoreductase activity, acting on paired donors, with incorporation or reduction of molecular oxygen, reduced flavin or flavoprotein as one donor, and incorporation of one atom of oxygen. Gene Ontology annotation, biological process: xenobiotic metabolic process. Gene Ontology annotation, cellular component: cytoplasm; intracellular membrane-bounded organelle.
AGUGCCACUGCUGGCUGCCAUUAUUUGGGCUUACAGUUUCUCUUUACCUGACUGAGCUCUGUUCAGUCGUCAGAGCGAAGUUAACACUGUAAAACAACUAAGCUAGCAUAAAUAAGAUAACAAAUGGAGACAAUAUACAAAGUACUCGGCUUGGAGUGGAUGGACGGCAGGAGUAUUGUGAUAUUUCUGUGUGUUUUUCUGUUGUUGACUGAUGUUUUGAAGAACAGAGUGCCGACUAACUUUCCUCCUGGACCCUGGGCUCUUCCUUUGAUUGGUGACCUUCAUCGCAUCCAACCCGCCAGACUCCACCUGCAGUUCACAGAGUUUGCAGAGAAAUAUGGAAACAUUUUCAGCCUUCGGCUCUUUGGUGGAAGAAUUGUGGUCAUUAAUGGCUACAAGCUUGUGAGAGAGGCCCUGGUCCAAAGAGGAGAAGACUACGUAGAUCGCCCCUCCAUACCACUGUUUGAAGAAAUGUUUGGGAAUAAAGGUCUGGUGGCAUCGAAUGGCAAUCGAUGGAAGCAGCAGAGGAGAUUUGCUCUUCAUACACUCAGAAACUUUGGUGUGGGCAAGAAGACCCUGGAGCCAUCCAUCCAGCAGGAGUGCCAAUAUCUCACUGAGGCUUUUGCCCUUCACCAAGGCAAGCCUUUUAAUGCCCAGUCACUGAUAAACAAUGCUGUGUCCAACAUCAUCUGCUGCCUGGUGUUUGGGGAUCGCUUUGAGUACACUGACAAGCAGUACCAGAGUAUUCUUGAGAACUUCAACGAGGUAGUGCACUUACAGGGCAGUUCGUGGACACAGGUUUAUAACACAUUGCCCUGGCUGAUGAAGUGGCUGCCCGGACCUCACCAGAGGAUAGUCACUCUGACACAAAAGAUAAUUGACUUCAUAGAAAUCAAGAUCAAAGAACACAGAGAAAGCCUUGACCCCUCCUCACCGAGAGACUACAUUGACAGCUUCCUCACAGAGAUGGGAGAGGAGGAGGACAACGAUUCUGGUUUUGAUUUAAAAAAUUUGAGUGUUUGCACUCUGGACCUGUUUGGUGCUGGAACUGAAACUACUGCCACUACUUUACACUGGGGACUGCUAUACAUGAUCUACUACCCUGACAUACAAGAGAGAGUCCAGGCUGAGAUAGAUACUGUCAUUGGUUCAUCCAGACAGCCCUCUGUGACUGACAGAGAAAACUUGCCCUAUACUGAUGCAGUCAUCCAUGAAAUCCAGAGAAUGGGCAACAUCGUCCCACUGAAUGUGGUCCACAUGGCGAACAAGGACACCACGCUCGACAAGUACACAAUCCCAAAGGGCACCAUAAUCCUGCCCACACUGAACUCGGUUCUACAUGAUGAGUCGAUGUGGGAAACUCCACACACCUUCAACCCUCAACAUUUUCUGGAUCAGGACGCCAAAUUUAGGAAGAGAGAGGCCUUCCUUCCUUUUUCAGCAGGUAAGCGUGUGUGUCUCGGGGAGCAGCUGGCCAGGAUGGAGUUAUUCCUCUUCUUUACCUCCCUCCUUCAGAGGUUUUCUUUCUCAGCAUCUGCUAGAGAGCAGCCCAGUCUGGAGUUCACAUUAGGAGCCACUCGGUGUCCCAAACCUUACCGCCUCUGUGCCGUACCACGAUAAACCACCAACUGUCCCAAACUGAACCAUCUGUUUCACAACACAAUGAAUCACUGUGUUUGACUACAUUUAUCUUGUAAUACAUCAAGAAUAUCUGCUAUAUUGUUAUUUUCCUACAGUGUGAGUAAAACAUAAUUUGGAAGUAUUUUUCUUCUUAAUCAAUAGGCCUUUUCUAUAAACCUUUUUAUAUUAUUAAUGUAUUCAAAUAUGCAAUAAAAUCCUGAAACUUUUUUUUUUAAUCACAGAGAACUAUUUUCCUACUUUCCUUUCCACUGCACAUUGGAUUUGUCAGAUUUGCUAAAACCUUCUGUGUGUGUAAAUAAAUGAUGUUGAAAUUUA